This is a messenger RNA of Cotesia congregata, 1101 nucleotides long. Lineage: Eukaryota; Metazoa; Arthropoda; Insecta; Hymenoptera; Braconidae. The record is from the annotation of a GenBank genome assembly.
AUGUCAAGCAACAAGUGCGUUAAAGCCCCGAGGAAGGCUUACACGAAAGAGCCUCAGGACAUGAGCCACCAAGAGAAGUUGCGGCUCAUUGACGAUGAACUAAAUUCAUUUUACAGAUAUUGCCAACAAGCCGGAUUUACCGAGGAAGAGAUGGAUAUAAUUUGCCAACCCCUUGUCGCAGCUAUGCGUCGCUCCUGGCUCCAAUUGGUUCUUCGAGCGACUGUAAUUCUGGUAGUAAUUGGUACCAUCACUUGUGCUGCUAUUCAGCUGGACUUUGUUGGAACCCACUUCUCAGCUUUGUCGCGUUUGUUGGCUGUAAAAAUUUUGCCUUUUUGGAACUGGCAGCAUCUCUACCGCGAGAACUGUAUGAUGAAUAACCCGUUCUACACCGAGUACCCCAUCGCCGAGGUUGAUUGCGUCGUAAGCUAUAGAACUUGCGAGUCUGUUGAAACGAUUGACCGUCUGUCUGAUGUUCGUUAUCGUCAACUGGUCGACAAUUAUUUGAGCCGAGAUGCUCCGGCAAUCAUCACCGACGCGAUGGACACCUGGGCUGCUAUAAAUACCGAUUAUUUCUGGUUUGAUAAUAUCACGCAUCUGUACUUAGGGAACGAACGUCUUAUGGAAACGGUACCCUGCUCACUUACAUCGAAUCUCAGGACCGGUUCCUCGGAUCUUGCGGCAUUUCUUCGGCGUGUUCAUUCACCCGAGGUAGCCAAAUGGUUCGUUCACUGGCAGAACUGCGAUAUUAAUGCUGUCAAAGCUCUCAGAAAGUAUUAUCAACGGCCGUACUUCCUGUCAAGUACCGUGUCUCCAGCACACUUCAAUUGGGUUUUGAUGUCCUCGGAUUAUAACAGUCCGAGUUAUAAGAGAGUUGAACUGGAUUCUGGUCUCAUUGCACUUGCUCAGCUUCGGGGAGCCACUCAGUUACGACUUACGCCUAUAAACCCCUGUAACAGUUCUUGUCCAGAGCUUAUUGCCGAUCUGCAUCGAGGCGAAAUGCUUGUAUUCACAAACUUGAUGUGGAACCUGGAAUACGCACCGAUGAGAGGGCUAGAUAACAUAGCGAUCCUCACGGAAACAGUCUGGGACGAGGAUCCAUAA